Messenger RNA from Aspergillus saccharolyticus JOP 1030-1, 1231 nucleotides. Its product is annotated as F-box protein. The transcript has a single exon. Lineage: Eukaryota; Fungi; Ascomycota; Eurotiomycetes; Eurotiales; Aspergillaceae. Gene Ontology annotation, molecular function: protein binding. The record is from RefSeq and is a predicted model, not a curated record. The coding region runs from base 149 to 1231 and encodes 360 amino acids.
CCGGGACUUUUACUUCUUUCAUCCUCCAACCCACUUCUCCCAGAUCGGUUCAUUUCAAACCACUUAAUACAAAAGUACUCAAACCUCUCCAAGAACUCCUAUCCUCCUCUUCUCAAACCUCGAAAUCAAACCAAGAUAUCGAAUCAAGAUGUCAAACCACACCUCACCUCUUCAGCCACACCUCUCCAACCAAGUCAUCAAGUCACUCCUCCAACCCCUCUUCAAGCAAAUCCCAUCUCAACCUCUUUCCUCAACCAACCAGCAAGCAGACAUGCCUGCUCACGCUAUCUUCGAAAUCUACGAGAUCCUGGAGAAAAUCCUCCUCUACACCGACAUGCGCACGGUCAUUGCCUCCUGCCAGCGAGUCAACCGCUACUGGCACGCGCUCAUCUGCUCCUCCUCCCCACUGCAGGAAGCCCUCUUCUUCAAACCUUGUAAAGAGCUCGCGCUCCCCGGCGUGCUGAAAAUCCGUAACCCACUGAUCGACGAGUUCAUCUGGAAGCAAUACUUCAUACGUCGUCCGCGCGCAUGGCAAGGUCCCAGGCCCAGAUACCGAGAUCUGUAUGACAACGCCAUCAUCACACACAAGAACCGCGACAAGAACCAAAAGAAAGAAAAGCGGCAGCUACAGCUGCAGCUUCCAGCCCGCCUCACCAGAAAACAAGAAAAGGCCUGGCAGCGCCAUGAAGCCAGCUGGAAGAGGAUGCUCAUCCACCAGCCCCCUUCACGCGAGAUGGGACUCCUCGAGACAUUUCAUCCCGACUGGUUAUUGUACGCGAGUUGUCGGUUCUCGCGGUUGGGGUUCCUGCAGAUUUCCAACACCAGCGGUAACUUUCAGUCAAAUGACGAGCGCUCCCAGACCAGAGGAUACUUGCGUCUUGGUCAUCUGGCUGCCGGAUGUGCGGAUGGCACGCUUCGGGCUGGGUCUCUGCCUUUGGUGUUCUGGAACGCGGAAAGUCGCGAACGACCCUCGCAUAAAUUGGAAGUUGAACGCUGGAUUACCGAGGCGGAGUAUGCCAUGGGAUGCGAGGUGGUGGUCUUUUGUCGCCAGUCUGUGCAAAUUCCCAAGCCGACUGUGCCUGCUGAUGGCGAUGAGAGCGAUGCAAAUCGCAACGGCAAUGGUUUGAACGACCGUCUUCCUGGUCUGCAGGCCUGGUUUCAGGAAUUGGGUUGUCCUCGAAAAAUCAGAGGAAAGAAUCGAGUCGCUAUGUGGAAGUUGUUGGAAAAAUAG